Messenger RNA from Echinostoma caproni, 471 nucleotides. The record is from the annotation of a GenBank genome assembly. NCBI's taxonomy places the organism in Eukaryota, Metazoa, Platyhelminthes, Trematoda, Plagiorchiida, Echinostomatidae.
AUGGAGCCGGUCCACCCUCCAACAGGUGAUAGAGCUGUGGAGGACAAAAAUUUAGGCCCACUUAUCAAAACCGUCAUGACACGUUGUAUCCAUUGCACCCGCUGUGUGCGUUUCGCAAAUGAGGUUGCUGGGAUCCCGGACUUGGGCACAACGGGUCGUGGCAAUGGGCUCCAAAUUGGGACCUACAUUGACAAACCAUUCUUCAGUGAACUAUCUGGUAAUGUGAUUGACCUAUGUCCCGUGGGAGCGCUCACCUCUAAACCGUAUGCAUUUACUGCCCGACCUUGGGAAACAAGACGUAUAGAGUCCAUCGAUGUUAUGGACGCUAUUGGAACGAAUAUCGUGAUUUCGAUGCGUACUAAUGAGGUUUUGCGUAUCAUUCCGCGUUUAAACGAGGUAUGUCAUAUGUUUCCCUUAACACGUAUUUUGUGUUAUUCAGCUAUCCGUUGGAUGGUCUCCGGUAAUCACUGA